AUGGACAUAAAGCUUAAGCCCCAGGUACCCACAUUUGUGGAAUCGGAUGAGCCAGUGAAAGAAAAUGAGCCGCAAAAUGCGAACCGUUCCUCGAAUACAGAUAACGAGCCAAAUAGCAAAGCCGGCAACGAAACUUACUCGAUACAAGACAUCGAGGUAGAGCAGAUUCUUCGUGGAAAACUGAAUCGCUGCAAAAAACUUGAAGAGCUUGCGCCCAUAGAAGCCUUGGCGAUUUUCAAUCGAUUGAUUGAUGACCUUGUCCAGUUGAGUAAAUUGACAUCGGGAGAGUCUAACGUAGACCUGGACUUGCUUUUAUUUACGCCCACAAAGAUUCACGACAUCGAGUCGAAUAUAUCUCAUGCAGUGAUACAAGAACCUGAGCAAGCAGUUGUAUCGAAGAGUCAGUUUGAAAGCGAUCAAGACAUUCAGGAAGAUCGAGAAAGGUACGAAAUUCCACUGAAAAUCAGUUCGAAAUUAAGGUUGAAUUUUGGCGACGCUUCAGUUCCUUCAGAUUCUGGAGCCUCGAACUUGAGAAGUGGGGAAGUUUUGGGCUACUGUCGAGACGAUAUGAAAACUAACGACCCCAGACUUGACCGCUACAUCCUUUGUAGGAAAUUACCAGAUACAGGACCAGCGAUAAUUAGAAAGUUUUACCUGAGAAAAGCUCCAUCACUUCAGAUACCGAGAUACCUUGAACGAAUACACCAUUAUGCAAACCUAUCUACGGCUACACUUUUGACUUCGGCAUAUUUUUUAUUUCAUUUGACUUUCAACCUGAAGGCUCCUUUAUCGUCAUCACUGCUUCCUUUCCAGCAGCCUCAAACACCUGAAGGGUUCGCAUGUAAAACUACAAUGCUUCAAAUAAAUGAGUUAAAUGCGUUCAGGCUUGUGCUUAGUGUCUUGCGCUUGUCUCUUAAAUUGAUCGAAGACAAAAAUUACAAGCAAAGCUAUUAUUGCAAAGUGACCGGACUACAAAGUGUGGAAGAGUUAUUCAAACUGGAGCUGAAUUUACUUUAUCUACUAAAUUUCGAUCUUUUUGUCAAUGAAAUCGCCUUGACGAGAUUCUUAUUCCAGUUCCAGCAAUUCGAUUCAAAUUUACAAAACAUUUUAAGUUAG
Ogataea parapolymorpha DL-1 is the source of this 1116-nucleotide messenger RNA. RefSeq lists its product as uncharacterized. Gene Ontology annotation, molecular function: cyclin-dependent protein serine/threonine kinase regulator activity; protein kinase binding. Gene Ontology annotation, cellular component: cyclin-dependent protein kinase holoenzyme complex; nucleus. Lineage: Eukaryota; Fungi; Ascomycota; Pichiomycetes; Pichiales; Pichiaceae. The transcript has a single exon. The record is from RefSeq and is a predicted model, not a curated record. Gene Ontology annotation, biological process: regulation of cyclin-dependent protein serine/threonine kinase activity. Bases 1 to 1116 code for a protein of 371 amino acids.